Molecule: messenger RNA, 681 nt
Organism: Eufriesea mexicana
Lineage: Eukaryota; Metazoa; Arthropoda; Insecta; Hymenoptera; Apidae
Product: sperm flagellar protein 1
Exons: 3
Coding region: 1-681 (226 amino acids)
Biological process (GO): regulation of cytoskeleton organization
Cellular component (GO): axoneme
Molecular function (GO): microtubule binding
Source: RefSeq, a predicted model, not a curated record
AUGAGCGUCGAAUUAGAGUCUAAUACGAAUCUCGAAGAAAUAUAUACUUGGAUCGAGCAAAUACCAUUUUCCAAACCAAAAAAAAAUGUUGCUCGGGAUUUCUCCGAUGGUGUUUUUAUGGCUGAAUUGUUAAAGCGAUACUACCCUAAGCUCGUCGACAUACAUAAUUAUAUUCCUGGAAAUAGCAUUGCAAAGAAAAUAGAUAAUUGGUGUACACUAAAUCGCAAGGUUCUUUCAAAAUUGGACAUAAAAUUAGGAAAAGAUGUGAUUAAUCAACUCGCAAAUUCACAAGCUGGUGUUAUUGAAAAAGUUUUAACCGAUGUGAGAACUAAAAUUUUAAAAGAUUGUAAUGCGGAUAGGAAUUCCUUAUAUUUUGAAUAUGAGGAAAAUGAGAACAAAGAAGUAGUUAAAUCAAUACUUAAUCCUGAAGAAAUAGCAAAUAAAACAGUUCCACGUCACGUAUUCGUUCGACUAAAACAAGAAUUAGAAGAGAAAAAUGAAGUAAUAAAUACGCUUUACCAAAAGGUCUCUCAUUUAGAAUCUUUGAUGAAAUUGAAAGAUCAAAGAAUCACAGAUCUUACAUCGCAAAUAAUCAAACCUAUAGAACAAAAUAUUUCUCCAAGAUCUAUACAUUUUACUCCUACAUCUAACAUACUUUCAAAAUUUCGAACGAAAAUAUAA